AUGCCCGCAGUUACAGUUUGGGUGUAAAAUACAAAGGCGCUGAACAGAAUGAAGAUCACUUUCGUUUUCAUGGCGAUGAUUACGGCCUUUGCUGCAGGACAAAAAUGCGGUAGACGCAGCAACUUACCGCAGCGUAGUGCAUUUGAUCAAGAUUACAACUACAUCGUUGGUGGUCAGGAAGCAAUUCCACACGAGUUCCCUUGGCAAGUUUCGUUUCAGAUCCUCGACAAUAAAAGCUGGUGGCAACCUAACAAAUGGACGCACAAUUGUGGUGGGUCUAUUAUUGACGACCGAUGGAUCCUGACCGCAGCUCAUUGCUACACCUCCGAUGGGCUUUACCGCAUCAUAGUCGGUGCCCAUAACCUGACAAAGAGAGAACCCACCAUCCAAAUUUUCAGGAUUGAGAAAGCUGUCCACCAUCCGGGAUGGGACAAGCACCUUAUGAAGGAUGACAUUAUGCUUAUAAAGGUCGACAGAAGCAUCACCUUGGACGGUGACACUGCAGCUCCCAUUUGCUUGCCCACCAGUGCAGAUGAAAACGCUUUCAAAAAUUCUAUCUGUGUAUCGACAGGCUGGGGCAGAAUAAGCCCCCGAGGUAGCCUCUCUGAUGUGCUUCUCAAGGCCGACCAGCCGAUCGUAAGCAACGCGAUCUGUGAAAUGCAACACCGUAACAUACACAGAGUCCGUAUCACCGAUUCAAAAAUCUGCGCUGGCUACGUGGAAUCCCCUGGGCCAGGAACGUGCUAUGGUGAUUCUGGUGGCCCCCUUGCUUGCCUCAGCAACGGCGAAUAUAAGCUUGUCGGUGUCACCAGCUUUGGCGUUCUCUGCGGCUCCAUUAAUCAUCCAGCGGUUUUUACGCUGGUGUCACACUACGUACCCUGGAUCAAUAACGUCCGUGCCAAGUAUUAAAAAUCAAUAUUAAAUAAAUAACUUCUAUAUUGAACAAAUUUCUGUA
Molecule: messenger RNA, 955 nt
Organism: Varroa destructor (honeybee mite)
Lineage: Eukaryota; Metazoa; Arthropoda; Arachnida; Mesostigmata; Varroidae
Product: elastase-1-like
Biological process (GO): proteolysis
Molecular function (GO): serine-type endopeptidase activity
Source: RefSeq, a predicted model, not a curated record